Molecule: messenger RNA, 912 nt
Organism: Anarrhichthys ocellatus (wolf-eel)
Lineage: Eukaryota; Metazoa; Chordata; Actinopteri; Perciformes; Anarhichadidae
Gene: wnt2
Product: wingless-type MMTV integration site family member 2
Exons: 4
Coding region: 1-912 (303 amino acids)
Biological process (GO): cell fate commitment; multicellular organism development; canonical Wnt signaling pathway
Cellular component (GO): extracellular region
Molecular function (GO): cytokine activity; frizzled binding
Source: RefSeq, a predicted model, not a curated record
AUGAACUUAUUGCCGAGUGGAAUAUGUUUUUAUUUAUCUGUAGCAGUCUGCUGGAUGACGGCCGAGGUCGAUGCGUCCUGGUGGUACAUGGGCACGCUGGGCUCCCAGGUGAUGUGCGACAACAUUCCCGGUCUGGUGAACAAGCAGCGCCAGCUGUGCCGCCAGCACCCCAAGGUGAUGCAGGCCAUCGGCGCCGGGAUGAAGGACUGGAUCUCCGAGUGCCAGCACCAAUUCCGCAACCACCGCUGGAACUGCAACACCACGGCCAGAGACCACAACCUGUUCGGACGCCUGCUGCUGCGCAGCAGCCGCGAGGUGGCCUUCAUGUACGCCAUCUCCUCGGCCGGCGUGGUUUACACGUUGGCGCGCGCCUGCAGCCAAGGCGAGCUGGACUCCUGCUCCUGCGACCCCAAGAAGAAGGGCUCGUCCCGGGACGCCAAGGGCUCGUUUGACUGGGGCGGCUGCAGCGACCACGUGGAGCACGCCAUGCGCUUCAGCCAGGGCUUCGUGGACGCCAAGGAGAGGAAGGAGAGGGACGCCCGGGCGCUCAUGAACCUGCACAACAACCGAGCCGGCAGGAAGGCGGUGAAGCGCUUCAUGACUCUGGAGUGUAAAUGUCACGGCGUCAGCGGGUCGUGCAGCGUGCGGACCUGCUGGCUCGCCAUGGCCGACUUCAGACGCACCGGCGACCACCUCCGCAAGAGGUACAACGGCGCCGUGCAGGUGGCCGUCAACCAGUACGGCACCGGGUUCACCGCCGCGCACGCGCACUUCAAACGGCCCAGCAAGAACGACCUGGUGUACUCGGAGGACUCGCCGGACUACUGCAUACGGGACCACGAGUCAGGUAAACGCCCGCCGACCUUUACGGAACCACGGGGAGCGGAUGAGUCGACGAAUGAUUCAGAUUAA